CGUUGCUUCAGAAAACCGUCUCUGCCUCCUCUCUCCAAACUACAUCACGAGGGAGAGAGUGAAGGACGUGACCGUUAAUAUGGCGACGCCGGAAGUUCCUCUCCGUUACGUCGGAGUCGAUCGGAGCUCUGCCGCCUUCCGCCUCAUGAAGCAAAUGGGAUGGGAGGAAGGUGAAGGGCUUGGAAAGGAAAAGCAAGGCAUCAAAGGAUAUGUAAGGGUGAAGAACAAGCAGGAUACUUUAGGUAUUGGAACAGAGAUACCAAAUGCAUGGGCUUUUGAUACCACUCAGUUUGACAGUAUCCUCAAGAAACUGAAAGUGCAAGCAGUUGUAAAAACCAAGGAUGAAGAUGAUGAGACAGAUGCUGAACAACCCAGCCCUUCUAAGGACAAAAAAGAGGCAGUUGCCAAGGCUACUCGACCCCAAGGAAGGUAUAAAAAACGAGAGAAGGGAAAGACUGUACGUGCAUAUUCUUCUCAGGAUCUUGAAGGGAUUCUUGUGAAUAAGACUAAGGCUUCAGAGAACUGCAAUGCUCCAGAAGUAUCCGAGGAUGAGAAGCCAAUUGAAACCAGUGUUCCGGAUGAAGAAGGAAGAGCUCAGGAUGUUCCAUCAGAUUGGUGGGGCUACAAACUUGGGUUUGUUGUUGGAGGUAUGCUUGGUGCCGAAUCUCGCAGAAAGAAGUCCCUCGAGAGGACCAUGUUCAAUGAGGAAGAUCAAGAAAAUCUUUACAACUUAGCUCAGGGCUCAAAGACCUCUGGAAAACAAGGGCUUGGUAUCAAGGAUCGUAAAAAGAAAAUCGCAGGCUGCUACUUCGAAGGGAAAAAGACUACUUUCGGUGAUAGCGAUGGGGAAGGUUCCACUGAUUCACAUAGUGGAGUGAAAAGGAAACACGAAAAUUUGGAGGUGGACACAGAUCCUGCACAAAGGUCAAAACUGAAGAAACUGUGUAGGCAACUUCUCGAACAGACACCUGGCGAAUCAAUGAAGCUGAAGCAGCUCAAAGUACUUGUUGAUGAACAUUCACCUUCUACAUUUUCCAACUUAUCAAAAGAAGAGGCUCUUGCCUUUUUAUUGCAGAAGCUUGAAAACAGUGAUAGGUUUUUGGUGAAGAGGAACAAAGUUUUGCUCGUGAAAAUAACUUGAUAGCAGCAUUUAUCGGUAAGGGCAGUGGACGCAUAUAAUCUCGCAGGUUUAAUUAAUCAUGCGGCCAUGAGUCCAGAGUUAAUAGAAGAAGAUAGGCAUCGUGCAAAGAAAGUUUUUAGAGUUAUUUAUUUGAACAGUGAGCUUACAUGAUUGAUGACUUAUCUACUGUUAUAAUUUUGUAAAACAAUUUUUUUGUGGGAGGAAUGCCCAAUUUAUAUUCAAUAGAAUGACGUUUAUAUUUUA
Salvia hispanica is the source of this 1384-nucleotide messenger RNA. RefSeq names its product G-patch domain-containing protein 1-like. Gene Ontology annotation, cellular component: nucleolus. NCBI's taxonomy places the organism in Eukaryota, Viridiplantae, Streptophyta, Magnoliopsida, Lamiales, Lamiaceae. The record is from RefSeq and is a predicted model, not a curated record. Gene Ontology annotation, molecular function: nucleic acid binding.